Messenger RNA from Scatophagus argus, 3634 nucleotides. It is a transcript of the gene tox, whose product is annotated as thymocyte selection-associated high mobility group box. The transcript is spliced from 11 exons. Lineage: Eukaryota; Metazoa; Chordata; Actinopteri; Scatophagidae. The record is from RefSeq and is a predicted model, not a curated record. Gene Ontology annotation, molecular function: chromatin DNA binding. The coding region runs from base 338 to 2146 and encodes 602 amino acids. Gene Ontology annotation, biological process: regulation of transcription by RNA polymerase II; leukocyte differentiation. Gene Ontology annotation, cellular component: nucleus.
AGGAGCUCUUUGUAUCACUGGUCCGCGAGGUACCACAGCACCAAGGACACGCGCGGCAGCAGCAGCAGCAGCGGCGGCGGAGGAACAUUAAGGCACAGUGUCCCAACGAGGGACAGACAGGGUCCAGCAACGUCCCCUGUCCAAACCACACACCGCUACUGGUUACAUACAACGUCAAACGAAGCUUCUUGAAGUGCACCAUUGCUUGUUAAGGGACUCGCCACAAACCGCCCAACUUUGGAAAAGGUUACCCCGGUGGUCUGUGACAUACACGGAGGUAGGAGAAGAAAGGAGCCCGGAGACGCGGACAGACGGAGAAGUGGAUGUAUUUUCAGCCAUGGAUGUAACAGUUUACCCGCCUCCUCCACAGCCUCUGGCCGCGCCAGACCACACCAGACUGGGACAGUUCCCCUACCCUGACCCGGCCUUUGGCACCAACAAGCUGGAAGGGGACACCAUGUUCCUGGGUAUGCCAGACACAGGCCUUGACUUUGCCUCAACCAAUCAGUUUCGUGUCCCACAGCCCCCUCACCCUGUGAGCAAGGUGACGCCGCCUAACCCACCCUCACAGCAUUGGAGGAGGGACGCACACGUGACCGACACACACCGUCUGCCCUGGUCAUUCUCCAUGGGGGGUUUGGGUGAUGAGGACUUCAACAUCCCACCCAUCACCCCCCCCACCCUGCCAGACCACAUGCUGCCCCCCCAUCUCCCCCAUGAUUCAUCCUCUGGACCGUACCACCCCCUGGACCCUUCCUCCAGCUCAGGUCCACAUCACCCCUACCAGCUGCAGGGCAUGGAUCUGCCAGGCAUGCCUGGUAGCCAAGAUGGAGCUGCUAUGUUGAACCAAGAUGGCAGCACGUUCAGCCCGAAUGGCGGCCCGAUGACCAGUACUCUGUCUGUGAUGCAGCAGAUGGUCAACUCUGACUCUCGGUUUACCAGUAGCCAGCAGCCAAUGGAAGCAGCGCUUGGACCCAGGAACCAAUCAGGCAUGAGCCAGCAAAGUCAGUUGACCACCGUCAACCAAUCCCAGCUGGGGCAGAGUGGGAACUCUGUUACCCACAAUUCUCCCUCACCUCCUGGAAGUAAAUCUGCCACACCAUCUCCCUCCAGUUCAGCACAUGAGGACGAGAAUGAUGACGGACUCAGGCUGGGCAGUGGAGGAGAGAAGAGGCCAGCAACAGUGGACAUCUCCAAGAAACCUAAAACGCCAAAGAAGAAGAAGCGAAAGGACCCUAAUGAGCCAGUGAAGCCAGUGUCCGCCUACGCCUUAUUCUUCAGGGACACCCAAGCCAACAUCAAGGCCCAGAACCCCAACGCUACCUUUGGGGAGGUGUCAAAGAUAGUAGCCUCCAUGUGGGAUGGCCUGGGAGAGGAACAGAAGCAGGUGUACAAGAAGAGGACAGAGACAGCUAAGAAGGAAUAUCUGAAACAGCUGGCUGCCUACAGGGCCAGUCUGGUCUCACAGAGCUACAACGAUCCAUCUGAAAUGAAGCCGCCCCACUCUUCCUCCUCGUCUUCCUCUUCCUCUACCUCAAUGUUUACACCCAAACCUCCAGUCUACUCCGGUCACACAGGCCAGCACCCCUCCCACCCUCACUCUCUCCCUCCCCCUCAGCAUCCAGGCAUGUACAUGGCAUAUCCUCACCCGUCACACCCUUCCCACACCUCAAGCCCUGGCCUUGGCCCCCACCUGCCCCCUCCUCACACCCAGAUCCACCCCCAGCUCCAGGCUCUGUCCUCCAGGGGGACGGUGCCGCGGCCCAGUGUCCCCCACCAGGGGCCUCUGUCCCUCGGCAGCAUGACAGCAGCAUCCACCCCUCCUCUCCAAGUCAGCCCUCCCCUCCACAGCCAGGCACACCUGGGAGGGCUGCACAGUCCACACCAUCAGCACCAGCAGCUCAGUGGACACUCACUGGGAAUGACACACUCACCUGCCAUCACACAGGGUUAUCCCCCUUCCCUCCAGCCUGACUACCAGCCAAUAGGAGGAGGUAUGCUUAAUGGUGGAGCAGUGAUGUCAUCAUCAAUGGACUACCACCAGCUGGGUCGACACACGCCGAACCACCACCCCUCUCUGGACUGGAGCACUGAUUACCAUGGCAACGGAGGUCUUCAGCGAGACAAGCAUCUCUAUCUGAGCUAAUCUCAGGACAAAGUGACGCCACACUUCUGCUGCCACAUCCCGGAACCUCAUUUGACAUGCACCCAGGCCAGCCUACUCCAAUCUCACCCCUUUGAGGACUCAACCGACAGAUCAGCCUACUUUUGAACUUCACUUGAGUUCAGCACUUCAGACAAAAGCGCAAGCAGUAGAAAAAUGGGACAUAUUUGUCCAUUGCUAAAAUGCCUCUUCUAAGGCACAACAGGACAAUGUAAAGAACGAGAAGAGGAAACACCUUCGUCCAGCUCCUGCAUGUCCCUUGGCUGGAAAGACAUCUGCGGUUGGCUGUAUUUGUCGGUCCUGAUCAUUUACAGAUGCAAUGAUUUGAAUUGGAAAUGUUUAUAGCAGUGAGGGGAGUUGGACAGGUCCUAUGCUGUGAAACAUUGUGAUAGGUGUACAUACCCCAACCUCCCUCACAAAGGAAUAUUCUGUCUAGUUUCCUGUCUGCCCUAAAAAGUUCAAAUCUCCUUCCUCAUUUCGUAAAGAGGAUAUUUACCGUCAGGUCCAAAAGGCUCUGAAGAGCAAGUGUACAUAGCUGUAACAUAAUUGUUUGCGCUGUCAAAUUAAAGCAAACGAUUUUAUUUUAUUUCUUUUUUUUGACCUUGUAGUUGCUGUGUCCUACAGCCAAAGUGACACAAACAAAGGGUUGAUAGUAAACAAAUUGUGUUCCCCACUUGGUUCUUUAAUUAUAAGAAUUUAAGCCCUCAGUUUGAUGCAGUGUGGACUGAAGUCCCACACACUGUCUGCAGAGACAGAAAACAUAUUGUGGUUCUGAACAGAAGCCGUGUUGAGCUCAGUGAUAAUGGCUGAAUUCACACUGCUUUAUUCAGCUAAAGACAAUAAGAGAAGGAGGUGAAGCAGUGUUGCCAUUUUAACCAGGCACCGACUGUGAAUAAUUGUGUACAAUUAAAGAACUUUCAUUGUUCUGUGGCAGCGACGCUCAGAUCUGCAGGGUAGAAAAUGUAUUUUAGUUCUCAGAAUAAUGAAAUAUCAAACAAUUCUUUGUUGGGAAAAAAAAUGAAACAAAAAAAUACUCCUUUGUACGAUGACAGCCCCUCCUCCUGGCAUAUGUCUGUUGAUAAUAUUGAUUUGGAUCCAAACUGUGCGUGUGUGUGAGUGUGUGAAACGUUAAUGAGAAGGCAGAGUGUUUGAUUGGAUUGCAUGGUCUCUUUUGUCAUCUCUAUUUCUCUGUGCACAGAGGCUAUUUAAGAAACUAUAACUGUUGCUGGGUUGGCUGUGUUUUAAUGUUUUUUAAUCAAAUCGAGUUUUGUUUUAGUGUUGAUGAUGAUGAUGAUGAUGAGAGACACAUAUCUGUCGCUCUGUUUCUCUUUGUAUUAAUGUGGUUUUUUUUUUGGCAGAUGAAAGGACUCUGGGCAACAACAACCAUGAAGAUUUUCUUAUUUUUAGAUUCUAAUAAUGUGUUUGAGAAUAAAGUCAGUGCUGCAUUGAUGUGCAGUCAUUACUCCAAAA